Messenger RNA from Rhodotorula graminis WP1, 855 nucleotides. RefSeq lists its product as uncharacterized. The transcript has 3 exons. NCBI's taxonomy places the organism in Eukaryota, Fungi, Basidiomycota, Microbotryomycetes, Sporidiobolales, Sporidiobolaceae. The coding region runs from base 1 to 786 and encodes 261 amino acids. The record is from RefSeq and is a predicted model, not a curated record.
AUGCCUCCCUCGCGCAACCACCUGUACCACUCUCUAUCGCCCCUCAUCCUGCUCGCCGCCUUCCUCGUCUCGCUCCUCGCCUUCCUCGCCCCGACACCCAUCCUCUCUGACCGCGUCUCGCUCCUCGAGGUCACCACCGGCGUCUCUCGUGCGGCCAAGGCCCGUCGCUGGAUCGCGCCCGACGACUCGAUCGCGCGGGCCUACUCGUACACGUCGCACGGGUUCGUCAAACGCGCCAAGAAGGCCAACUCGUCCUCGACCGCGACGACGGUGCCGGUCACCGUCAAGAUCGGACCUCUCGGCGCUUGUUACACCAACUUGACGACGCUCGACCAGUCGUGCAUGUCGCCCUCGUUCACGCCCAUCUUUGUCGACCUGUACGACGACGUCCUCAAGCUCCCCUCGCCCCUCGCCGCCGCCCUCCCCCAGCAGUUCCCCCUCACGACGACGGCCCUCUUCGUCUCGCUCGCCCUCAUCGCCGUCCAGUUCCUCGCCGUCGUCCUCUCGUCGGCGUCGAUGCACGCCUCGAAGAAGCUCGCGUUGGUCAACAAGCGCCAGCCGACGCUGCGCAAAGCGGCGACCGUGUGCGGCGCGGUCGGGCUCGUCGUCGGGCUCGCGGCGACGGGUGCGCUGCGGGUCGACCUCGGCAAGGCGGUUGACGCGGCGGCCAAGGUCGACAAUGUGCAGGCCAAGCUGGGACCGGGCUUCAACCAGCUCUUUGCUGCUCUCGCGCUCCAGGCGGUGGCAGUCGCGCUCCUCGUCGCCGAGGCGUUCACGUCCAAGUAGCGGCUGCGAGAGCGAGCUGCAACGAAGCGCACCUCCUCUCCUGCGGACCGUCCGCGGCGAGCCCGCACG